Labeo rohita (rohu) is the source of this 2254-nucleotide messenger RNA. RefSeq names its product zinc finger protein 239. Gene Ontology annotation, molecular function: DNA-binding transcription factor activity, RNA polymerase II-specific; RNA polymerase II cis-regulatory region sequence-specific DNA binding. The transcript has 3 exons. Gene Ontology annotation, cellular component: nucleus. Gene Ontology annotation, biological process: regulation of transcription by RNA polymerase II. The record is from RefSeq and is a predicted model, not a curated record. The coding region runs from base 236 to 1330 and encodes 364 amino acids. Lineage: Eukaryota; Metazoa; Chordata; Actinopteri; Cypriniformes; Cyprinidae.
UGCGGCUCUGAAUCACAUCCAAUCGUCAGCACACGCACUACAGCUCAAACUAAAGCCCGUGGAGGAUGUUUUCAGCUCACAGUGACAUUCUGGGGAGAGCGGCGUGUUUCGACCAGUGUGCGUGUGCGUGUUCGUCCUCCGCUGCUGCAGGUGGCGCUGCUGUUUUCUCGUGCUCGUGAGAAGCAGGAGCGAGUUCCGGUGAAUAUCAAAUUUCUGCUUGUUCUCCUGCUCACCGAUGAAUUUCGUUGAUAAUUUGCACAAAUGGACGAGUAGGAUGGAUCUGGACUUCGGGAACAAACUGCCCCAGGCUCUGUCGUCAAACACUAAACUGCCCCAGUCUCUCUCCUCUAGCGCGAAAUUUCUGCCCUCAGGCCCGUUUGAGCACUACGGGCACCCGGUGGGAGUCAAAGUCAAAGAGGAAGACGAGAGUGUGGAGGAUUUCUUUCAUUUCGCUCAGCAUCUGCAGCAGCAGACCGGAGAGUGUCUCACGGCUUGUUGCGGCGGACCGAACCCUAAAAGCCUGUCUCUCACGGAUCCGGCCAAGACCAACAGUCGUCCCUCGGCGGACCGGCCGUACCACUGCCAGGAGUGCGGCAAGUACUUCCGAAUCAACGACAUCAAGAGGCAUCAGCGGAUACACAGCGGCGAGCGGCCCUUCCCGUGCUUCCAGUGCGGUAAAAACUUCCCCACGUCCGGGGACCUGAAGAGGCACGAGAGGAUCCACACGGGCGAGCGGCCCUACCACUGCCUGCAGUGCGGCAAGAACUUCUCCGAUUCGGGCCACCUCAAGCAGCACGAGAGGAUGCACACGGGCGAGAGGCCGUACCAGUGUCCGCAGUGCGCCAAGCGCUUCUACCGCUCGGGCGACCUCAAACGCCACCUGAGGAUCCACAGCGGCGAGCGGCCGUACAAAUGCCUGCAGUGCGGCAAAACCUUCUCCGACUCCGGACACUUGAGGGGCCACCAGCGCAUUCACACGGGGGAGCGGCCCCACCGCUGCACGCUGUGCGAGAAAAGCUUCUUCAGAUCGGGCGACCUCAAGAGGCAUCACAGAACACACACGGGCGAGCGGCCCUACCAGUGCUUCCAGUGCGGCAAGAGCUUUUCCGAGUCGGGACACCUGAAGGAGCACCGGAGGAUCCACACCGGAGAGAAGCCGUACCACUGCAACCAGUGCGACAAGAGCUUCUCCAGGCUGGAGCGUCUCAAGGGUCACCAGAGCAUCCACACGGGCGAGAGGCCCUUCCACUGCACGCAGUGCGGCAAGAACUUCUUCCGCUCGGGAGAACUGAAGCGGCAUCAGAGGAUCCACAACGGGGACCGAGCGUGAGCCGGCGUCCGCCGACGAUCGGCCGCGGACGUGCUCUCGUCCUCCUCGUUCGCCCUUCGCCGAAGAGCGCGUGACGGCCUUCCCGCACGAGCGGAAGACGCCGCUCUGCUGACCCUGCGAUACUGUAGAGCGCAGCUGAUCGCUGACUUCCCCUCUUCAUUCCCCUUAGAAAUCAGCAUACGCUGCGUGUCGUUAUAAAUGUGUGCAGCCAGUCACGUUCGUCGUCGUAGACCGUUAUGAAGCGCUACCUCUGCACGCCUCCAAAGCUCCAGCUGUCGCUCCGAUUUCACCGACCGACUGACGUUCGUCACGCCGUCUGUAUGUUGUUGAGAAAUAUAUGGUCAAGUGACUCAUUGGAACUGUAUAUUGUACAGGAGGAUAUUAUUAUGGUGUAUGCUCACAUUCCCUGUAUUUAAUGAAUCCCUCUCAAACUGUGUCUGUUUGUUUUUUUGUUUUUAAUAUAAACUGAACUGUUUUACCGUCAACAGGAGACGACGCCACUGAAGCGUUUCUGAAUCGUCUCUCGUUUCGAUGCGAGCGCUUGGUUUGUCUCUGGCUGUGUGUUUUACUAGCUGCUGUAAAUCACGUACGUGAAACACCGAAUAACACAGUUACCGUUUAACUGUACACUUUAAUAUUAACUGUUAUGAAAGAAGUUACAAAGUAUAGACGUGCUCCAUUUCAACAGCUGUUUGUGGUCAGUUUUUGAGCACCAGGUGAUUAAUGUAGUAAACUGAGCUCAUAAAUCAUAUUAGAUUUAACUUUUAGCUCUUUACAUUCAUUAUUAUUAUUAUUAUUAUUGUUUUGAACUGUUCUCUAUUUUUUACUUUCUCUAUAUAUACGUGUGUGUAUUUAACCAUCUGUAGUUUGUGUGUUCCGUUUGGGAGGCUUUAAUGCCAUCAGAAAGGCUGUUUACAGUAGUAA